AUUCGGUGCAUCGAUCAAUAAUUCUACAAGGAUUGAUGCCGGUUUUUACAACAUAAUUUUGAAAAAAUAUUAAAAAAAUGCUGGAGAAUGUGGUCGCAUGGGUUCUAAACAAUUAUAUUGGAGAGUAUCUGGAAGAUUUGAAUACCGAUCAGUUGUCAGUUGCACUUUUAUCUGGACAAGUUGAAUUGGAAAAUGUUCCACUCAAAAAGACAGCUCUUCGAAAAUUGGAUCUUCCAGUCGAAGUUAAAUCAGGUCUCCUUGGAAAACUGACAUUAUCAGUUCCAAUUACUCAUAUAAGAUCAGAGCCAUGGACAUUAAAGCUCAGCGAUGUGCUCAUUAUAGUUGGACCAUUAUCUAGUGAAAAACGAUAUGAUGUGGAAGCAGUUGAACAAGUAGAGCAACAACGAAAAGAGCAAAUGCUGGAAGAACUCGAAUUACGACACAAGACGGCGUUAUUCGAUUUGUGUGGAAUUCCGAUUCCAGAAUCACAGGAUUCGUGGUGGGGAGCAUCACUUAUUUCAACUGUGCUCAAUAAUAUUCAGUUAAUUCUCAACAAUGUUCACAUUCGAUACGAAGAUGAUACCACAAUUCCUGGACAAACAUUCAAUUGUGGAAUUCGAAUUCAAAAAAUGACAAUGCAAACCACAAAUCAUCAUUGGAAACCCGGAUUCGCUGAACCACAAAAAGGAACGAAUACUUUCAAGAAAUUAGAAUUAGGCGGUUUCAGUAUUUAUUGGAAUUCGAAAACCACGAUGACGGAAAAUAUUGAAGAUUCGAAGCAGCUGAAGUUGAUUCUUGCACCUGAAACAUCCUCUAACGCUUAUAUUAUUCAACCAUGUAGCGCUGAAUUGAGAAUGGAAAAGAAUUCGAGCAAAUUUCCAUUGAAAAGCAAAGUUCCACGAUUUAAGUUCUUUAUGAGGCCCGACAUCUUAGGAUUAGAAUUGACGAGGCAUCAGAUGACACAGUUGAGAGCUGUAAAUCGAGAAUGGGCAAGAUUUGAAAGAGCUAGGCAACACAGAAAGUGGAGACCAUUGUGCACAAUUGGAGAAAAUGCAAAAGAAUGGUGGAAGUUUGCAUACAAUCGAGUUCUUGAAGAAAGUCGACGAGCCAAUGCCAAUCGAACGUGGGAUUUUGCACACGAAAGAGCGAGUAGAUUCAAUGCAUACUGUAGAGCUUAUCGAAAACGACUUAUUGGAUUAAUUGCGAAUCCUAAUGCAAUUCAAUCGACAGUUAGUACAGAUGACUCGAAUACAAAUCCAUCAAAUGCUCUGGCCGUAGUUCCUGUGACAACUUCGAAUGGAGCUUCCAGUAAUCACAAUCAAUCUUUGGAAAGUACUGCAAUCAUGAAACAGAUCGAACGAGAUGCUCAAUACACAUAUCACGAAUUACAUCUUUUUCGGGAAACUGUUUUUCGAAAGCUCAUCAGAGAAAAAGAGAAAGAGUUGGGAAUUACCGCAGCUCCAAUUGACACUGAGGAUGCAUUUGAGACACUUGAACCACCACCGGAUGAGAUUAUUGUUGAUGAACCAACUGCUCCAACUGAACCAACUAAUGGUGGUCUGUAUGGUUGGAUUACUGGAUUCUUUGGGCAAGCUCAACAAGAUGAGAAGCAGGAGGAUAAUAAAUUUGACUUUGGCAAUGUAGAUGUUGGAGAGUUGAAAGAUAUUAAUGUUAAAGAAAUGGAAGAGGAGAUUCUGGAUGUUUUACACGAAUCGUGGGAUGAUUCAACGCUUCUUCGAAGGGAUGCUCUAUUGGCUCAAAUAUCAUUACGGCUGGAACAUUUAACAUUAAGAUUUGUUGAUAGUGAUGUUCAUGAUGGUAUCGAACAACAACGAGUUCUUGCAUUGGAGUUAUCUGGAGUCAGUUCACGUUGGGAACUCAGUCCGAAACAACAUUAUUUAUCAGUUGAUGUAACUGUUAACGAUAUGAGUGUUCAACGUCUUCGAUCAGGACAUCCACGGCCGAAAAGCAAGUUUGCAGAACUCUCGGAAUCUCUAUUAUAUUCAACUGCAGAAAGUACAAAAAUGCUUUUGACAGUUGGUAGAGAUGGAACAGAUGUAAUAUCUUCAAAAGUUCCAAUGUUCAGUAUGCAUUACAUUCGAAAAUCACCCAGAUUGAUUGUAAAACACAUGGUUAAUUGUCGAUUGAGGCCUGUGAGUAUUGUCUACGAAGAAGGAGCACUUGAAGGACUAUCCACGUUGUUCUCCGAUGAUCCGACAGUUUUUGAUGAGUUUAUGAAGAAAGCGGCACAAGCAAGUGGAUCCAGUGAAUCGGAUGAAGCAUUGGUUGAUAUUAAAGUUGAUGCUCAAAAUGUUUCAAUAAUCGAAUCGCAUGUUUUUGUGAAUUUGGAAUUACCAGCAGUUCGAAUGGAAGUUCGUGGUAGAGGAUGGACCAGAAGAGAACUACGUCCAACUACAAUAUGGGAACCAGGAGAGCCGAUUGCAUGUUUGAAUGUUGAUGGGCUCAAUUUCAAUGUGGUUUCAAAAGAACAACACUUGACCAACUUGAAACUUGCUAUUGGGCAUAUGGAAAUGAGGGAUAUGAUCGAGAAUACAUCAUAUCCACUAUUCACCACUUCAUCUCAAGCCUCACAAAUGAAAUCGAUCUCGAAUUCCUGUCCAGAUCUUCAUAAAACUGAAAAAAGUGUUCCUGCUCGGCAAUCGAAAUCUCAUCAGAAUCAUCAUAUUCCAAUAAUUUCGUCUUCGGUACCAGAUGAAUCAUAUGCUGAUUAUAUAAAACCUUUAAAUCUAACGACGAUGACAAUUACAUCUGCCACGUCAAUUGACAAUCACGCAUUGACAAGUGCGCCGGCGCCCCCGAUUCCGAGUAGAGUUAUGAAGCCGGAAGUGACGAUCAAGAUGACCUAUGUGGACAAAUUGCACUCACAGUUUGAGAGAAAAUAUAAAAAGCGCAAUUGCUCGAUCGAAAUAGAAAUGGAUGAGAUGGAAAUGCAAAUGAAUCGACGUACAUGGACAGCUCUUCUUGAAAUGAGUGGUAUACUUGGAGUAGAUGAACAUGAAAAGUCGGAAGAAAAUGUAACAGUCACAAAUAAAACAACAUCGUCGAAAGCAGUUGCCUCUUUCCUUGUUGGAUGUACUCUCAGAGCACGAAAUUGGAGAGUUGGAAUGCCUUUUCCAAAGAAUAACACACGACUUGGUGUAAUUUCACUGAUGAACACAGAGCUCGAGUCAACAAUGGAGCUUAGUGAGAGCAAUUCGAAUACGUUGGCAAUGAAGCUAAUGGUUGAUGGAAUGAGAAUUGAUGAUUCAACACCAUUUUAUUCAGAAAUGUACACGGAACGCUUGAUCAUGCUUGACGAACAAUUUGAAAAUGCAUCCAGUGGAUUUGGAGGCCCGACUCAAACGAAACGAAGGCUAGAUGACUCCAAACGAAUUGUGAUCGAUGUUGUGAAGUAUUUGGGAGAAGAUCCUUCGAGAGAAUGUGAUGUUUCAAUUGGUUUUCAUGUUCCAUCGAAUCAAAAGUUCUAUUAUGUUCAUACUCAUCGAUUCUUCUGUGCUCUUAUGGAAUUCUGGAUGCAAUUCAAUGAGUUAAUGAAUAUUGUUACAAAAAGCAAGAAAUUGAAAGUUGAAGAAGGAGCACGUGCAAAAUGCUCACUUGAUGUCGAUAUUCAAUGUGCAGUUUCAUUUCUGAUGCCUCUGAACUCUACGUCACCUGAGAUUUUAUUGUGGCAAGCUGAUUCGAUGAAACUGAAAAACACUUUCAAGACCCUUUCUUCUUUGAAAACAGAGAUUUUUGAUAAAUACUCGAUCGAAAGUGACUAUGGAUAUGAUUCGAAUAUUGAUUGCCUAUUGGAUUAUGGUGAUAUGAUUCUUUCGAAUGUUCGUGCUCAUGAAGCUCGUCAAAUUGAUCGUCUACAGAAUAUGAAGAAUCUGGAUUUAGUUGGAGAGAAAGCAUUCCAACAAGCCGCUUUUGUGCUCACAAGUCCAAAUGUGUUUUCUCGAAGAUUUGAUCUUAACAAUAAGUUUCUUCGAAAUUUAGAUUCAGUGUUCUCCAAAAACGCACCGGAUCUGACCAUCAUCACACGAAUCAGUGGACUGAAAUGGAGAAUGACGACACAGUUUUAUGUUCUGAUGAGAGCAGUAAUUGAGAAAAACUUUGGAGAACCAAUGAUCCCUGUGGCUGAAACGAUUCCAACAGAGAUUCUACAAUUACCAACUGAUGUAAUGGAGGUGGAAUGCAUUCAGAAAUAUGCGACACUCUCCUUCCGAAUGGUUUUCGAAGAUGUUGAUUUGAAUUUGGAAGUUCCUAGGAAACUUGGUGAACAACAGAAGGCGGUUCUAGAUGGAAAAUGGCAGCCAUUUGCAAACGUAAAGUUGGAAAGAGCACGGAUUUCAUUUGAUGCAUUUGAAGAUAAUCAAUCGGAAUUAGAUUUGAUUUGUGAGAGAGUCGAAUUAGUUGACACGACCUCCAACGGACCGAAGAACUGUUUCCCAGUCAUUUUGCAACAUACCGAUUCAGGAAAACAUUCUCGACCAGCAACUCCUGUCACAUCUUCCAUUAAUUCUUCUCUGAUGCUUGAAGCACAUAUAAUGAUGAAAAAAGAUGAAUGUCCCGUUCUCACACUCGUUCUAUGUAACGCCCGUGUCAUUCUUGCCUACGAUUGGCUCGACGAUCUGAAACAAUUUAUAAUGCUUUAUACCGAUUUUAUUCCGAAAUAUUCCGAUGAGAUUCCAUAUCACCUCACAGAGUCUGGGCGUCGUCAAACAUUUUCGAAAACUCAUGAUGGAGCUAUAAUCGAACGAAAUGCACAUGCAACUGAUUCCACUUCAUCACAGUUUCCAACGUUUUCAGUUAAGAUCACACUUCGAGAUUCUGAUCUUUAUAUACUGGAGAAUCCGUUUGUAAAAAAUAGUUUUGCAAUGAUAGCGUCAACUACUGCAGUAUUGAAUAUGAAUGAUAAUGGUGGAUAUAUUUCUGCAAAUUUGGAAAUUCAAUCAAUGAAGCUUGGAUGGUGUUCAAUGCAACAUGAGAAACAAACGAGAAAUUUAUGUUCAAAUGAUUUCUCGAUAACUAUUGCAUUGCACAUUGAUACAUCUUUAUUUGUAAAUCAAUCGAAACAGAAUAAGGGAAUGGUUGUAACACCACCGAUACGGCAUGCUUUAGAGGAACAAAAUUCAACUACUUUUUUGAUAGAGAUCGAAGUUGUCAAAAUGAUUUGCCGAUUGUCGUACAAAGAUGCUCGUGCUUUGAAGGCAGUUAUUCAAGGAUAUACCAAGAAUUAUAUAGAAGUACUGAAGAAACCAUUGAUUCCAAUUAUUGUUCCACAACCACCAUCUAAACCAAUUGACAUUUCAAUGUACAUGAUUCAAACUGAACAUACGGAUUUAUGGAUUCUCGACGAUCUUCAGUCCAACUCGAUUCCAUUGUUGAGAUUAUCAGUUGCUCAUGUUUGCUUGAAAAAGACGGGUGAACGAAUCAUUGCUUCAUUCCAUGUUUCAAUGGAUUAUUUCAAUCAAAGAAUAUUCGGAUGGGAACCUGUCAUUGAAGAAUGGAAAAUUCUUCGCUUCCUGCACAACAAAAAGGAUUUAAAACAAACUAUCGAAUGGGUCGCUGAGACGAAGAGUACUUUGAAUAUUAAUGUUACCGAACAGCUCAUUCAACAAUCGAUUCAAUGGAAUACCAAACUUCCGGCUAUUCUUGCUUCAUUCGAACGUGACGAUUUCAGAAAUCAGUGUACUCGAUCGAGUAGUGAUCAUUUACCAUAUGUGAUGAAGAAUACAACAGGUUGUGAAGUUCAUUUCACCACAGCCGUGGAAGAUGUUUUAACGGCAAGAUCGGAGCAGAGAAAGUCAACAACUAGAUGGAUGACAGUUGGAAGAGGACAAGAAAAGAAUUUCGAAUUCCCGGCAAGGCUUUUACUUUAUUCACAUCUUGAAAGGGAACCACCUCGUCAGUUGAUAGUCCGUGUGUCAGGAUGGGAUGAAAUAUCGCCUGUUAAUGUUGAUUCGUGUGGAACUUAUUUCCGAGUUAUCAAAGCUCUUCGUCCACAACUCAAAAAUGCUCGUCUACUUAUUUCGGUAACGAUGGAGAAUGAUGGAAAGAAAGUAGUUACAUUGAAAUCUUCAAUUGAUAUCACAAAUCAUCUACCACAUCCAAUUGCCGUUCAGACUGAAGGAACAAUUUCAGAAGGCGGUGAAGUGAUGAGUGUAGAGCCAAAUGGAGUUGUCUCAGUGCCUCUCGAAUUCGCACAUUGUACAUUGACCGCUUAUCCUGUUGGACCAAUGCCAGUGAUUGAACAUGCAGAAUUAUCAUGGAAAAGUGUACGGAUAUCAGGAGAAGUGUGCAAUCAGACACAGAGGCUCAAAACUCGAUCUGACUCGAAUCUCAAUCGAUUCUACUGGGUGUGCACUGCAAUUCGGAGAGAAUACUAUCCGGAGCACGAUUUUGAAUCACUUCCUGGGCAUUCUAUUCAUCUUGUUGCACCACUUUCUCUACAGAACCUUCUUCCGAUUGAUGUGGAAAUCAAGAUUCAAGAUAACGUCUUCGCUAUUGCUGCAAGUAAAUCAAUGCUAAUCACAUCUGUUGAUAUUACCAAAGAGCUGUCAAUUACUGUAUCAACUGACCGAUUGCAAUCUCAAGCACCACUUCUUAUCAACAAAGCUUCCAUCGGAGAAGGUACACUACUUUUCACAAAAAUGGCCGAUUCGAAAGGACAUUUGCUUGAUAUGUAUUGUCAUGUGAGACUAGGUGUGGCUCAGGCGAUUUCGGUAUCUCUUUGGGUACCCUAUUGGAUUGUCAACAAAUCUGGAAUACCACUGAUCAUACAACAAGAAGCUGUUAAAUGGGAAGCUGCUGGACAAAUGGAAGAACAUGAAAAAGCGAAAGAUAGACAUCCUCUGAUGUUCUCAUUUGCCGAUGAAAACUGUCCGAAGGCUUGUCGUGUAAGAGUUGGAAAUGCCUAUAUCAGAGAAAACGGAUAUCGAUCAAUUCUCAGUGAAAAAUUCACAUUAACUCCUGGAGUGCAAGCGUUAAAAUUACGAGUAGAACACAAGACCAAACCGACAUUCUAUUACAAUUUGGGAGUGGAGGUGCGGCCGGGAACCGGAAGGUAUAAGGAUACACAAGUUGUUCUUCUCACUUCAAGAUUUUUACUUCAAAAUCAAUCAACAGUGGCUCUAUCUGUCUGCCAUCACGAUCUAGUUGAGAUGGAAAAGGACCACGUUCACCUUGCUGCCCAAUCUUCUACCACUUGGAAUGAAAACUAUGCAGGAAGACGUAUGUUGUGUGUACGUCGAGCUGAUGUCAAACACUGGAGUUGUCCUUUUCUGAUCGAUCGAAUCGGAUCUUUUCAUGUCACAAUGCGAGAUGCUGAUGAAACUCCGAGAUUCAUUCGCGUCGAAAUUAUUCUUACUUCUGCAGUUUUCCAAAUCACAUUCACUAAUGCCGAUUUGUAUCCACCACCAAUCAGAAUUGAAAAUUUGACGGAUGUUCCAGUACUUUAUCAACAAGAAAGUAGUACUCCUGCUCGACCUCAUCUACGAACAAUUUGCAAAUCAAGAAGUGUAGUGGAUUAUGCAUGGGAUGAUUUGUAUGGUAAUAAGAAGAUGGUGUUGCAAGUAUUUGAAAAUCGAAGUAAAUCCUAUGAAAUCAGUCUUCCUGGGCCAGCCGAACCACUUGUUUAUGAGAAUAGUUCGUAUAUCCAGCUGGCUCAUAGCUUCACAAAACGCAGUGGAAAAGGUUCCGGAGAAUUCACAGAUGAACAAGAAUUAGUACUGGAAACGAUGCAAAAGGGAAAAGUGAUGUUGAACAAGCAGUGUAGAACGGAAGACAAUCAAUUGUGGAAGUUAUGUGCAGAUGGAUGCAUUGAAAAUGUUGGAAUGAAUCAUCGAAAACGAAGUGACUCUAGACUUGUUCUAGAUGUUCUUGAAAAGACGGGAGGUCGAUUAAUGAUGAUGGAAAGAGACAAAAGGCGUAACAAAUGGCAAAGAUGGACUUGGAUGCCUGAUGGAAGAUUAUGUCUCAUCGAUAGUCCACACUUGAUGAUGACAUCUAAACAAACAGAAGCUGUCGUUGUUGAAGCUGAUGGACUUGCACCGAAGGGAGAAGAUGGUGUUGCUGUUACUCAAAUAUGGAAAGUUCAGAGGCAAAGACCUGGAAGUGGUACACUUGGAGUCGAGUUUUUGCAUUCCGGUCCGACGGUUCUGAUCAGAAUUACUGAUAGAGAAUUUCAAACAAGAGCAGUAUCGGAACCAAUGAUUCAGGCAGCCAAUAAAUUAGCUGUUCUUGAUGUAAGUAUUACAAUGCGUGGAGGACUAGGAAUUUCGGUUGUGAAUGGACUUCAAGAGGAAUUGAUUUACGCGCAUUUUGGUGGGAUCGUAGUCAGUGCACGACGAGUCGACAAAACAUAUCAGAUGACAGGAAGUGUGGAUGUUAUUCAAAUUGACAAUCAGCUGCUAUCGUCUGAUCGAUGGCAAGUGUUGUAUUGUCAACCAGAUGCUGGACAGAACUAUGAUGAUCAGAUGUUGGAGCUUCCUGCUGGUAUUCCAGUCACUGGAAGACCUGCUUUGAAACUAGAAAUGAAUUGCACUUCUAUGAAACACUAUGAUUCAUUCGACUGCUUCCGUUUGAAAGUUUGCGACAUGAGUGUUCAACUCGACGAGCUUCUGCUCUGGAAAAUAGUUCAAAUGGCUCAAUCCUCGGACGCGGCUUCAUCGGUUCAGCAGAGAGCACUCAACUUACCACCGAACACCGAACUUGAAAGACAUGAUCCUUUGAGAACGAGACGAUGGUAUUUUGGAACAUUGGAUCUGGAAAUGGGACACGUUGGUUUGAGUGUUGUUACUGUAUCAAAAUCUGGUCUCCCACGUGAUCUGCGUCUUCUCAAGCAACAAUUCAAUGUGAAGCUAAUUUCAUUCGAAAAUGCUUCAGUUGCCUUACCCCCAUUCCGACAGUACCACUAUUUCGAGACAUCAUCAUUUCUUCUAGAAUCACUUCAGAAGUUCUAUCUGGCGGAGCUUCAGAAGCAAACUUUGAGCAUCAUUGUGACCCUCGAUGCAUUCGGAAAUCCACUCGGACUUGUCACAGAUCUUAAAGAUUCAUUCCAAGGCCUUUUCAUCGAAGGAGAUGUUCAGAGAUUUGUUGCUGGACUUGGAUAUGGAUUGUCAAACAGUGUCUCAAAAGUGGCAUCAUCCAUGGCUUCGGGUGUCGGUGCACUUACAUUUGAUCAGGAUCAUGAAUUGAAACGUCGGCAUAAUAUGAUUCGAUCACAUUCGUCUUCAUCAACUCCUCUCACACAUCUAUAUUCUGGAGUCAAAGGACUUGGAGUUGGUGUGCUCGGCGGAGCAACUGCCAUGUUCACGAAUGUUGCAUCGGAAAGUCGAAAGAGUGGAUUAGUGAAAGGAAUGGUUUGGGGAGUUGCGACUGGUGUUGUUGAUACUGUCACAAAACCAGUUCAAGGAGUAUUCGAUUUUGUUGAAGGAACUGCAUCGGCAAUGAAGGAAUUAGCAAUGCCAGCUACAGGUGUCAGAAGAGCAACCGCACUAUGCCGUGUACGAAUCCCUCGUCUCUGUCGAAACCUGUACCACCUGCUCCCUGCAUACAAUCCAAACCUAGCUCAUGCUCAGAUGGAGCUUCUCAGAAUCAAUGGAUACUCGUCAAGAGAGCAACUUCUCGAUGUUGAAACAUGCCUUGAGCACAUCGACGCGGCGAAUAUAGAUCGUAUCAUUCGUCAAUAUGUACUUAUUUCGACAAAACAGUGUUAUGUUUGUCGGCAGACGAAUGGAGAAAGUUCGAUUGUGAUCCAAAGAAUCGCAUAUAAAUAUUUGAAGAGUGUUGUUGCGAGACCUCCAUUGGAAAACACGUUUUCUAGUAUUGAAGUAAGUCUCGAUAUGGAAGAUGCACGUCUCCGCCAAAUCCAUGUAUGGUGCAGUAGAAUUGAAGUGGCACGCCGUCUAGCAGAUAAAAUGCAGAGAGCCAAGCAACUAUAUGAUCACAACAAACGAACAUUGAAUGAUGUUGCAUGGACAAAAUCUUUAUUUGAUUCGGAACGUAGACCCGAAUAGUUUUGACAUUUAUCACACAUUUAUCACUUUCUUCCUUACUUUUUUAAUUUUUUUUUUCUAACACCGGUUUUUAAUACCUGAAAUGGGCUAGUCUUUCCUUCUUAUUUUGAUUAGGAAAUGAUGAUCUACUACUUUGGAUCGUUCUUAAUUAUUUUUCUUAUCGUGAUGCUUUACAAUUUCUACCCUCAUCUUUAUUUCAUCCCCCUGUUAUUCCUGUGAUAAGAUUUUUCUCAUACUUGGUUCAGUUCCUUAAUUGGUUUUUUUUGCUGGGAAAACAAUUCGCUUUGACUCUUAAAUCGUGUAUGCUUGGACAUAAAAUCAGUUUCUUGUUUAUUAUUUAUUAUUCUUCUCUCCUUUAUUAUUAUUAAAUAAAUGAUUAUUCAAUUUAAAAA
This is a messenger RNA of Caenorhabditis elegans, 10414 nucleotides long. RefSeq names its product Ricin B-type lectin domain-containing protein (gene vps-13D). The record is from RefSeq and is marked reviewed. Lineage: Eukaryota; Metazoa; Nematoda; Chromadorea; Rhabditida; Rhabditidae.